Molecule: messenger RNA, 5300 nt
Organism: Cylicocyclus nassatus
Lineage: Eukaryota; Metazoa; Nematoda; Chromadorea; Rhabditida; Strongylidae
Source: the annotation of a GenBank genome assembly
AACGUAAUUUUGCAGAAAUGCCGUGAUGCAGCGUACGGUCACCGUCAGUGUGAUCGGUGUAAGUGGUAGAGAAGCAGUAAAAGGCUCAAAAGGAGUCGGUAAAUCCCUGAUCUGUAAUCGCUUUGUUCGUGGGGAUUUCGACGAUUUUUUCCCGGAACAUUGCUCGGUGCUAUCGCAGACAGAUUUCGGCGGUUCACCGGUGAUAAACAACGACCAUUGGUUGUACUGGGGUGAACGACAACUCAGCCUUGACGACUCGACCGGCCCAGUAACGAUACGGGUCAUCGAACAAACAGAAUUCCUCGAUGACGAAACCUAUGAGCCAAUCGCUGGCCCAUCGACGUCAGAACCCUAUGCGAAACGAUGCUGUCAAAUUCGACUUGAAAGCAGGGACAAGCUUAUGUACAUACAAAAAGAACAGCUUGGUCUCGAGGCUGAAUUUGAUCAGCAUGUUCUGCCUGAUGGAAAGUGUACAGUAGAUGUUUUCAUAUAUGUAUUCGAUUCAAGCAGAACUGAGGGAAGGACCUUUGAGAGCCAAUGCUCCAUUGCUUCGACGAUCCUGACGAAUGUACUUAAAACAAAAAGACCUGUCGUCAUAGCGUUCAGCCAAGCGGAUAAUGCUGAUGAAGAAGCGAAAAAAGCUCUCCAUGCCCUUUUAAUCAAGAAAGAACUGAAAAGCACACAUAUUAACGUGGUUGAGGUAUCCGCUUUGAUGAAUGUGAACGUGGACGAGUUAUUCGUGAGUGCGGCUUGUUUAGCUUCUCGGAGUAAGCUGCGGUUGAAAAUACAACCAUUUUCCGAAGCGGUGAAGGGUGUGACGGAACGGAAUCGAGACGUUAGGAUAGCCUUUACCCGCCUACUGCAAGCUUUACUUCCUGUAGAAAACUGGCCUUCUAUACGAUUGCCAUGGCCUAGACUAGUUCGUGAGCGGUGUUUGGAACGACAGCCGGAUUAUUGUAACUUUGUGAGGAUUUAUGGUGAAGCAACAGCCCAGAAGGUGUAUGACACUCAUGUGAAUGAGGCUAGGGAACAUUGGAUGGCUGCCAGGCUACGAGCACUGUUGCCGAAUCUUCCUCGGGUAUUUGCCACACUUUUGGAUAAAUCAACCGUAGCACAAUUGAGCUGGUCAGCGGCAAAUCAUAUGAUCCAUUCGCAUCCACUUUUUGAUGAGUUUUUUCAGCCAUUGGGACAAUUAGGAAAACAAUUAGAUCCUCUACCAACAGAACAGGAAAAACGAAUGACACAGUCCGUUUCCGUAGACAAUCGGAUACCAGCUGAGAUUUUGUUGAGAAAUGAGGCACGACAGGCUUUCGAAGCUUAUCAGAGAGCUGUAGAAACCGAGCAACGGAAGGAAAGACUCGAAGAAGAAUUCGAGUUUCUCCUGUCUGACACCCCCCAAGUAACUCCUGGCAAACCCCUGCAAGAUGUUAGCAUUUUUCUCCAAGGUUUUUCCGCUUAUGAAUCACUGCCUCCAAAUCAAGCUGCUAUGGUCUAUGACCGUUUUCAACACGAUCUCCUCAAAAAAGCUGAACUUGAAUUUCGCGAAUGUUUAUUGGAAAACGUUGAGCUGUUCAUUGACGUUGUCCGAUCAAGCCGAUGCGAUUUCAAAAAUGAGACUUUGCUCAUAUCAGAAAGGGAAAUGCUGCGAAUUAAAGAAUUUCUGCAAGACGAUUUCAGAUAUCGCCAACUCUCGCGAUUGUUCGAGCUUCGCGAUGCUAUCAUCCGGCGUUUUAUAUCCUUUCUGGCUCGUCCUGCUCUUAACGACUGCCCAGCGUUUUCUGCUUGUGCUUUACUGGCCAUUCGCGAAGGAAUUGCUAUGUUCUUUCAAAGAAAAAAGCAAAACAACGUUUGUGCAAGCCACAUCAUCGACAUCUCUGUUCACGGCGAAAUGGCUAUGGUAGCGCAGUUCAUUACGGAUAUGAAUGUUCUACUGCACAACGAGCCAUUUUUAACAGCAAGCGGUCCUGCCACCAUCCGUUGUUACGGUGCUGAAGAAACUGAGGAUGGGAGGAAUGGCGACAAAACCCAGCUGUUCUUGCUAGAUUCGUCAGGGUCACUAGACUACGCCAGGGAUUGCACUACGAAGUUUUGCCUCGGAUCAAGUACGGGUACAUUGGGAAUGGGGUCAGAACCUCUGCCUCCAGUUUACGUGCUUGUCUGUGAUCCAAGUCAUUACGAUCUCUUACCGUAUCUACAUCAACAGGGUUUGAGUCUGGCUGAGAGCACUUGCGGAAUCUUCAUUGGCGCAGGUUCAUCCGAGUCGGAGAGCAACUGGAGUAGAACCAGCGACUGUAGCAGUAUUUUUGGGCGGGACCAGUUGAUGCGAAUCUGCGAUGCGGUAUGUGCUUCACAACUGGAUCGGAGGAGUGCGCUGAAAAUACAGAUGUCCGUACUCUGCGCAGAUCCAAUUCCUUUGGAUGUUCUCCUCGUUGCGCUGCUCGGAGUGGACAAUGAAAUACUUCGAGCUGUCAGGGACCCCAGCCAAAUCGGAGUUGGAACUGUGCCAAUUGAUGUACACUGGAACGAUCACCGCUUUGCUGUGGAUUUGCAUUUGGGUGCUUAUCAUUCCUGGCUAACAGCCAAAUCUGCAAAUUCUACACAUGGUCACAUUGUCGUGUACUCAGCAAGAAGAGCCGCCUCGUUCGCCCAUGCUAGAGCUGCCGUGUCUCGUGUUCUCGAUGACGGAUGUCGGACUUUGACGGGGAAAGCUAUUUUAUUAGUUGCCGUUGCCGACAUGCAGGACUAUUUCAGUGACGAGGAAACGAACCUCUUACUUACGGAAGGAAGCGAACUGGCGACGAGUAUUGGUGCUUCAUUUAUCACCAUUCCGCCAGACGCAAAUAGCGCUCAAACCGGCGAACUAGCCCGAUUUUUCGAGCGAGUGCGUGCGAUGGUACCAAAGACAACCACACUGGAGAGAGCUAUGAAAAGAGACAGUGAUCCCUACUCAACAGUUAGCGAUUAUCAACAACAACAUACCGCGCAUCCAAAGCUUGAACAUCGCAACGAUUCGAAUAGUAGCAGUUGCAUGUACGGAACCUAUAAGACAAGCCACUCAGCCGGAACGCUGCUUUCGGACUCGUCAGCCAGCGGCGACUCUACACUAUCCACCGGUCCACUGGAACGGGUCACAUCGGCCGCCUCUGCGCCAGCACUGAGAAACUCGCAUUCAGCGAUGAGUAUCAGCUACAGCUCGGCUGCUUCGGCAGUUCGCCCACGCAGACGGGUGGCUCCGAUGAUGUCGCCAUUGAAGCUACCGCUACCACAUGCGCUACCGAUACCGGCACCUUUGGCCACUCCGGAAAUGGUUGACAUCGCGCCCGAAUAUUCCGUCGUGCAGGAUGCGCUGAUUGACGACGAACAUAUCUAUGCUACCCUUGAUUUCUCAAGUAUUCAAGAUCAAAAGAAUUCUGUGAAAGAGGAGAAAAAGGUGACACCACUGAAGAAGGAGAAAAAGCGCCCCUUACGUUCCCGAAUGUUCUCGAAUCACUCCAGCACAGAGCCUUCAUCGUCCCCUUCUAUAGGCGCAAGCCAACCCUCAUCAGCCGGCUCGUCGUCAGCGUCCGUUCAUCGUGCCGAAGUCGUCGAACCGAAGUACCUUCCUCCGACUCCGGUCUCUCCACCACGUUCUGAGCAGCGACGUUGGCUGCCGAAGUCACCGAUGGCGGCGCGACGUCCGGCCAAGACCGCACCCAUCAAGCCGCGAAUCGCGCCGAAGCCGAAGCUUAUCGCGGAUGUGCAUCCGAAGACGAAUCAAAUGCCAGCGAGAUCGAUCACAAUGGAUGUGAUCAAUCGCGAUUCGGUAAUGCGUGCGAAACAGAUCUACGCCGCUCAAGGUGUCGGCGCCCAGAAGCAGCAAGGCCUUCGUCAAUCGCUCAGUGUCGAGUCGAUCAAUGACUUGAUGGACGAGAAAAAGAAGAAGUUUCAAUUUGUUCGCAAAGUGGCAACGUCAUUUCGCUUCAAAAAACCCGCCGAGAAAGAGCCGGCCGAGGUGAAGCUGAUCUCACCCCCACCCGUGACACAUAUCACUUCGAGAUCGCUUCCGCAAAGUCCGCAGAUUGAGCGAAAACCGAGAAGGACGGCUUAUCUUGCCUCAUCUGAAAAAGCCUCAAAUGCGUUUUCUUGGCUGCCAUCGCGAUCUCCAAAAAGAGGCCACAAAUCUAGUACUGAGAGCGUUCAAGGUGUGGUAGGGGCAAAUGACACAUUACAAUCGCUGGCCGAAAAGAACGGCGGAAUUCCGCUAUUUCUAGAGCGAUGCGUUCAAUUCAUCGAAAAGGAAGGCGGAUUGGAAUUGGAAGGACUGUAUCGAGUGCCUGGUAAUCAAGCACAGCUCAGUGAGCUCGAAAAGGCUUUCCGUGAAAAGGGCGAUGUGGACAUCAAUAGCCUUGAUAUGCCUGUGCACGUCGUAGCAACGGCUGUAAAAACGUUCUUUGGUUGCCUUGCCGAGCCGCUGAUCCCCUCAGAUCUGCACCAAGAUAUUCUCGUCACGGUGGAUGGAACCAACCAGAAUUGCGAUGUCAUUGAACGACUUCGCGCAGUUAUGGGAAGAAUGACACCAGUGAACCGAGAGGUUUUGCUGUUCUUCACAUCCCAUCUGCAAAAGGUUGCUUCCUCUCCCAGUACUGCGAUGGACUAUCACAACUUGUCCAAAGUGCUGUUUCCGACACUGUUCAGGCCACAAUUCAACGACUUCGUUGAGAUGUCGACGGGCACAGCGAAAUUCCAGCGAGCCACCGAAGUCAUACUACAAAAUGCACAUGAUAUCUUUCAAGCCAAUCAAGCAGAGGCGAAUCGGGUCUAAAGCAUUACGGGCAUGUAUCACUGCUUUUUAAUAUUCACUAGUAUUGAUUGUAAUAUUAACCAAGGUCACCGGUUUGAUGAGCGGUUGUGUGUGUUAACAUACGUAGAAUGGAUCAAAAUAGUAGGAUCUAGACUUACCAAGCCGUCAAUGAUAAUGGGCGUGGCUGUCCCACUAGAGCCAUCCCUACUAGUUUAUCCAACUCUCUUCUAGUUUGUACCUCACUUUUUCUAACGAAGUUUGAUGUCAUUGACUUAUAUUGUAAGCAUAUUAAUUCAUUAGAGAUGAUGAGCUUAUGAGAUACUUGAAAAAUUUUUAUUUGUGCAGUUGCUAAUCGUGCAUUUUUCUAGUCCAUAUUUGACCUUGGAUUAGGUCUCUUGUUGUUGAUGAUUACAUAGUAAUCAGUAAUCAUCUCAAUUUUGAUACAUCAUCUGUGCAAACUGUAUUUUUUCACACUUGUAGGUAAAACUUUAUUUUAUUUGUCAUUAUGUGGUAUAAAAUA